AUGAGUGUGAUCUUGGAGACUUCGCUGGGAGACCUGGUAGUCGACCUCUUGGUCGAUGAUGCGCCCAGGUCGUGCGAGAAUUUCCUUAAGCUAUGUAAAGUCAAAUACUACAACUUUUCGCCUGUUCACAGUCUUCAGAAAGGCUCCUCAUUUCAGACUGGAGACCCUCUUGGCCCGGAUUCGAAGGACAGUGAUGGAGGCUGCUCGAUAUGGGGCCUACUACAGGGCUCUGCAAAGCGAACCUACGUCGCGGAUAUCAACACGAAACUCAAGCAUGACGAACGUGGUACUGUCAGUAUGGCCACGAUACCUUCGCCACACGAUCCUGAUGAGAAACUUGCAGCCAGCCAAUUCAUCGUGACUCUUGGCGACGACAUAGACUAUCUUAAUGGCAAAGCGGUGCCGUUCGGCAAGGUCGUGGAAGGCUUUGAUGUCCUUGAAAAGAUUGACGGCGCUUUCGCUGAUGUUAAGGGACGACCUCUGAAGGAUAUUCGGAUACGCCAUACCGUUGUGCUCGACGAUCCCUUCGAUGACCCUGCCGGCUUAGAAGUACCGGAUCAAAGCCCAGUACCAACUAAAGCGCAAUUGUCGACAGUCAUGAUCGCCGACGACGAGGAGCUUGAAGACAAUGUCGACGAAGAAGCCAUGGAGAAGAUGCGUCGAGAACGAGAGGCACGGGCACAGGCUCUCACGCUCGAAAUGGUCGGAGAUCUGCCGUUCGCUGAGGUCAAGCCUCCGGAGAACGUUCUCUUCGUCUGCAAACUCAACCCAGUCACGCAUGAUGAGGACCUCGAACUCAUUUUCAGCCGAUUUGGCAAAAUCAUAUCCUGCGAAGUCAUUCGAGACAAGAAGACAGGCGACAGCCUACAGUAUGCUUUCAUCGAAUUCGAGAACGAAAAAGACUGCGAGCAAGCCUACUUCAAGAUGCAAGGGGUCCUGAUCGACGAUCAUCGCAUUCACGUCGACUUCUCACAAAGCGUGUCAAAGAUCUCAAACUUGUGGAGAGAUGCAACUAAUUCGAAACGAGCAAGGAACAAGGGUGGGUUUGGAGGUAUCGACAGUCUGCAGAAGAAGAGUCACUACCGUGAGGGCGAAGGAAAGGACAGUCGGAUGCCGAGAAUGAUUCGGCGCAAAGGAAACGGAGCAGAAGCCGGAGUCGUAGUCGAGAACGCUAUCGCAGCAGGAGUAGAAGUCCAAAGAGAGCUCCCAGAUAUGACGAAGAGAGAAGGUAUCGACAGCAAGACGAUAGGCAUUAUGGGCGGCGUGAGCGAGACCCGUAUUCGCGGUCUGAUAGACACGACCGUGAUCGCAGGCGCUGAAAUACCAUAA
Cyphellophora attinorum is the source of this 1329-nucleotide messenger RNA. Its product is annotated as Peptidyl-prolyl cis-trans isomerase-like 4. Gene Ontology annotation, biological process: protein peptidyl-prolyl isomerization. The record is from RefSeq and is a predicted model, not a curated record. The transcript is spliced from 3 exons. Bases 1 to 1329 code for a protein of 442 amino acids. NCBI's taxonomy places the organism in Eukaryota, Fungi, Ascomycota, Eurotiomycetes, Chaetothyriales, Cyphellophoraceae. Gene Ontology annotation, cellular component: nucleus. Gene Ontology annotation, molecular function: RNA binding; peptidyl-prolyl cis-trans isomerase activity.